Molecule: messenger RNA, 963 nt
Organism: Drosophila arizonae
Lineage: Eukaryota; Metazoa; Arthropoda; Insecta; Diptera; Drosophilidae
Gene: Smug
Product: Single-strand-selective monofunctional uracil-DNA glycosylase
Biological process (GO): base-excision repair
Molecular function (GO): oxidized pyrimidine nucleobase lesion DNA N-glycosylase activity; single-strand selective uracil DNA N-glycosylase activity
Source: RefSeq, a predicted model, not a curated record
UACACGAAUUGUUUGCAGCGCAAAUGCAUUUUGAAGUUUAUAUAUUACAAGUAUUUAUCCGACAAGUGUUCGAUGUCCACAAAGAAUCGCUAUUUAUGAAAAGGGCGUGGAAUUACGCAUCAUGUUGAAACACAAGCUCGAUAGGCAAACGAAGGCUCUUGAUCUAAGAAAACCUGAAUCACUGCCAACAAUCGACCAAAAAUUUUAUGCCUUUGAAUGCAAGUUGAAUGAAGAACUAGCGCAGCUUGAGUUGCCAAAGGAGAUUUCUUGUGUUUACAAUCCCGUCGAGUAUGCGUCAGACUUACAUUGCGCAUAUUUAAAAAAGUAUUUAAGUGGAACCAAAAAUGUUGUGUUUAUUGGCAUAAAUCCUGGGCCAAAGGGGAUGUGCCAGACAGGCAUACCUUUCGGCAACGUUGGCACUAUCCGUAAUAAGAUGCAACUUUCUGGUGAAGUGCAACAGCCGCCCUUGUUACAUGCUAAACGACCUGUUACAGGUUUAAAUUGCAGAACUGAGGAGCAGAGUGGAUUACGUUUGUGGAAUCUAUUUGAGGAAUUGGCUGGUAGCCUGGAUGUAUUCUUUCAACAAUGCUUUGUCCACAACUUAUGUCCUUUGGCGUUUUUUGAUGAAAAAGGUGGGAAUGUAACCCCUGACCACCUGAAGGGCGAAUACAAGACGUUGAUAAGAGACAAGUGCUUGAUGACAUUAGAGAAGCAGCUCGAAUUGUUGCGGCCACAAUUUGUUGUGGCUAUUGGAUCGUGGAUUGAGAUAGAGCUUAAAAAGAGAUCUUCUUAUUGUAAAUCAAACGCAACAGUGAUUCGUUUGAAACACCCAAGUAUGCGUGUGCCCAACAAUACAAAGUGGGCAGAAGAGGCGAAAGCAUUGCUGGAGGAAAAAGAUCUAAUCAAAUACAUAUGUAAUAAGCCAUAAGAGUGUUAAGCGAAGAAAUGGAAGUUCACCUGAAA